CGAGGGAGGGGACCGGCUGCUUCCACCCAAGCACUGAAGCCCCUGGAGCGAAGGCUCCUCGCCCCUUCUGCUAUUGCCUGCGAAGGAAGGACAUCAGCAGUGAUGCUGCUCUGUGACAUCCCAGCAUAGGGAGCAAGAGCCAUCGCUGCCAGCAAGCCAUGUGAGUGCAAGAGCAGAGGAGAAGGAAGUGCACUAUCCUGACUCCAGCUAUAAGACAGCUGAUCUUUGCUGCACAGUUCCCACUAGCUGGAAUGUGGGAUGUUCCUAGAUAACAUCACCAGCAAGCUCCUGGUCUGAAUCAUGGACUCUCGUGCCUUGUCCCAACACCACUGCCUGCUCUGAAAGCAACUUGCAAAAUGAUUUGCAAAGUCCUGUCCCGUGCAGUGUGAACCAGCAGCCUUGGCACCGAGAGGAUGGAGCACCUCUUGCUGAGGCCAUCGUGACAUCUGUCCUAAGUUGCCUCUCCUGACAUCCUCUGUGAGCCUGGUGAGGGAAGACAGCAAAUGGAAGGUAUGUAGGGAAAAUGGACCAGAGCUGACUAACCCCCAGGCCCCAGAGAGCAAUGACUGAGACCUAUUUAAAAUCCCGUGGAAACCUGACUGGCCGUGUCCACCUCCCAACUCUGGCUACCGAAGUAGACACGACAGCAGAUAAAUAUUCCGGCCUCUACGUGUACGUGGGGUUGUUCCUGACACUCCUGGCUAUCCUUCUCCUACUGCUGUUCUCCAUGCUCCUGCGCCUGAAGCACGUUGUUUCCCCGGUCUCUGUGUCUCCAGAGGGCACUGAGAACGCCCAGCAGUUCACAGAUGUGGAAAUGCACAGCAGGAUUCCAACCACAUAGAGACCACAAAGCAAGGAGGAGGGUUCUGUGCUUGUGAAACGUGUUUUGUUCAGCAAAACGUGGUGGAAAGAAUCUGUGGCUGCCUAUUGAGCCCCACAAUUUCUUGCACAACCAUCACUAGCGGCACAGAGCAGCUGGGAAGUGUCCUGACUCUCGGGCUGGCUGGCUGUUAACACUACAGCUAACCUGUGUGCAACACCCUCACUCAAAUUUACACUACAGAAACCUGCUGCUGUCAGGAAAGACUCAUAUCCCUCUAAAAAACUUGCAGAAAUCAUGAAGACCACAAUAAUAACAGCCAAAAACCCAGAGAGACAUAUAGCAGAAUGUGUCUUGGAGCCUGUAUUUGCUGACACCUCUCUCUGCCCUUAAAUAUCUAGCUUGUGAAAGGAGUUGAAUCAACAAAGUUGAGUUGUGUAAGUGGGAAGAACCCACAGGGCGCACACAGAAAUUAUCAGUGGCUUAAAUAUUCUCAGGCAUUUCUCCCAUUCAAGAAGGAAAACUUUAAAUUGCCUUUUUUUCCACUGAAAUGGCAAUUACACAAUGGAGUUUUGGAAGUAUACAAAUGUUUCAUCACCUGCUGGAACUACUGCUUUUUGACACUAAAAGCCAUACAGUGAAUAGUUACAUGCUAGAUAUCAAAAAGAGACAGAACUUUAAAAGAGGAAAGAAAAUAAAGCCAAAAUUUAAGCAAGGUUUAAAUUAAAAAGAAAGCAUCAGCAGGAAAUGAGCAGCAGGAGAGAAAAAAUGUUAAGACACUCUACCUCUUCCUUUGUUCUUCAUCACAUUAACUGAGUUGAAUACAAACAUGUUUCUGCCUUUCAGCUUCCCCAGUAACACUCAGUAAUUAAAAUGCAAUGUAAUGUUUUGGAGUCAAAUGGACAUCACUCUCCUAACAGACUUAAGUUCAUAAUAACAUGUUGUUUCAGAUCCAUAUUGGGUUUUCUUCCUCAAAAGACAGACCAGUGCUGCCAAAGCUCUUUCAUUUGUUUUCCUCCAAACAACGCCGAGGAAAUGCCAGGGCCUGGCACUGCAAUCAUGAAUAAUGUGAACAACCCUGGACAAAGACUAAGAGGGAGUAUGCAAAUGGAAGGUAAACUCACUGAGCACUAAAAAAUAGGAUUGCAUUCAAAUAUCCUGGUGGAAUUUCCUGGAGGAAAGAAAUGUUUACUUGCAUUUAUGAAGCAACAAUCUGACCCAGUCUUCUUACCUAUGAAUGAUGUUGAGAGAGGUAGGCUUUGCUUCUGUAUAUGGGAAAGAUGGAAUCAGAUAUAGGAUAUUUGAUGGUAUAUGAGAUAUCCCAGUGGUCCUGGGAGCACCACUUCUUCUUACAGAAAAAACUUGAGUGAGAUUGUUUCAGCCACAUCUCUAAAGGGUAGAAAUUUUACACAGCUUAUCCUCUUUAUUACAAUCUAAUUCUAGUUCAGCAAUAAAACCCCCUGGAUGCUUUCCACAUGUAUAUACACUUAUCUGCUAAUUCUUGUCUCUCCAAGGGCUUGGAAAGUGUAAACACCUGACACAAAACCAGUGUAAAAUUAAGGAAGACACUGACUGUCACAUGGACUUGUGACAGUAACACAAAUCUGUUUCUCAAAUGCUUUGUGUACAACAGGUUCUUUGUUCACCUUUAGAGGUCUGUACAUGGGGAGCUGUUUGGACUGGGAAUAUGGCUUUUACAGCUGACUGUGUGAGGGGGGGAGCAGAAUGACAAGUAACAUCCAGACUGGACACACUUGGUCCUUGGGCAGGACUAGUGUUAUUUCUCACUGAUGUAUGUAGUAUGAAACUAUUUAAAAUUUGCUUCCUUAUAUUGAUUAAGUCCCUUUACACUCCAUUAAUCCCCACAUAAAUUGGUUUAAUCUGUGAAUCAUAGAAUCACUGAAUGGUUUGGGUUAGAAGGGACCUUAAAGCUCAUCUUGUUCCACCCCCUGCCAUGAGCAGGGACACCUUCCACUAGCCCAGGUUGCUCUGAGCCCCACCCAACGUGGCCUUGAACAGUGAACUAGAACAGUGGCUGUGUAAGGGAACUGAGCAAACCACACUCACAGCAGUAUCUCCCCAUGCCAUGCUUGACUGUGUUUCCCUGCAGAAAUGGCAGGAGACAGGCUGCCCUCCACUUUCCUGCCAUGGGGACAAUACUGGGCAGAAUGGUGCCUUCACACACCAUCUAAAGACUGCUCCUCGAGGAGUGCUACUCUCAGAACUGCACAAGAGCCAAAGUUUUUUGUGAUGAUCUGGAUAUUAAUCCAAUGAAGACAGAGGGAUACCAAGUUAGUCAGUGACAUAUAAAUUUAACAAAAACCUAUGCAGAUCAAGUUGGCUUGGUAUGUGUCAUUCAUUGAGCCAUCAUAAGGCAGCCUAGCCCAGCCUCAACAUCUGACUUGCUAUCUAAAACUCUUCCAUUUUCUUGAUAUGCCAUUCAAAAGCUACAACUUACCUAGACCAUAAAUGUUCUAAUAUACUAAAUCAGCAACUAAACCACAUUAGCCUUCCAGCACAACUAUCUGUAGAAAAGCCUUGUAUCCAAGAGGCUGCAGAACAGACAGCUUUAAUUGACAGACUUUUAUUGACAUAAAAUCUCAGAUCUCCUAAUGAAAAAUGACAUUAUCAGAAUCUGAGCCAGAACCCAAACUCUGAUUGCUCUGAUCUCAGCCAAAAUGCCCCCCAAGACAGGUGUCAAGACUGAGCUUCUUUCCUUCAUACUAAAGAAUGUUACUUCAGAAAAGUCUUACAUUUUAAAACUUAUUCAGUAAAUAUAUUGUAAGUAAAUGAGCAAUCACUUUAUAUAUCAUUACAUUAUACCAGAUACCCUCUUUGGGCAGACUGUGUAUUGCUAUAUGAUACUGUUAUGGAAGGUACCGUAUCUUCUAAUG
Messenger RNA from Chiroxiphia lanceolata (lance-tailed manakin), 3714 nucleotides. It is a transcript of the gene SERTM2, whose product is annotated as serine rich and transmembrane domain containing 2. The record is from RefSeq and is a predicted model, not a curated record. The transcript has 2 exons. NCBI's taxonomy places the organism in Eukaryota, Metazoa, Chordata, Aves, Passeriformes, Pipridae. Bases 563 to 841 code for a protein of 92 amino acids. Gene Ontology annotation, cellular component: intracellular membrane-bounded organelle.